This is a messenger RNA of Antechinus flavipes (yellow-footed antechinus), 1377 nucleotides long. Its product is annotated as cadherin-23-like. The record is from RefSeq and is a predicted model, not a curated record. Gene Ontology annotation, molecular function: calcium ion binding. The transcript has 11 exons. Lineage: Eukaryota; Metazoa; Chordata; Mammalia; Dasyuromorphia; Dasyuridae. Bases 1 to 1377 code for a protein of 458 amino acids. Gene Ontology annotation, cellular component: plasma membrane. Gene Ontology annotation, biological process: homophilic cell-cell adhesion.
AUGGCUGCCUCCCCAUCUGAUUCCUGCCUGCUUCCCCUCCUGUUUCUCCCUCCAGGCACCUCUGUGACGCAGCUGCUGGCCCGGGACAUGGAUAAUGACCCCCUGGUUUUUGGGGUGUCCGGUGAGGAGGCCUCCCGCUUCUUCGCAGUUGAGAGUGACACAGGAGUCGUGUGGCUGAGGCAGCCCCUGGAUCGAGAGACCAAGUCAGAAUUCACUGUGGAGUUUUCUGUCAGUGAUCACCAGGGGGUGAUCACGAGGAAAGUGAACAUCCAGGUUGGAGAUGUGAAUGAUAACGCGCCCACAUUUCACAAUCAGCCCUACAGUGUCCGCAUCCCUGAGAACACCCCGGUGGGAACACCCAUCUUCAUUGUGAACGCCACAGACCCUGACCUGGGAGCAGGGGGCAGCGUCCUUUACUCCUUCCAGCCACCUUCGGAGUUUUUUGCCAUCGACAGUGCCCGGGGCAUCGUCACUGUGAUUCGUGAACUGGAUUACGAGGUCACUCAAGCCUAUCAGCUUGUGGUCAAUGCCACGGACCAAGACAAGACCAAACCCCUGUCCACUCUAGCCAACUUGGCCAUCAUCAUCACAGAUGUGCAGGACAUGGACCCCAUUUUCGUUAACCUACCCUACAGCACAAACAUCUAUGAACAUUCUCCUCCGGGCACAACAGUGCGCAUGAUCACAGCGGUUGACCAAGAUAAGGGCCGGCCUCGAGGAAUUGGCUACACCAUAGUCUCAGGUAACACCAACAGUAUUUUUGCCCUGGACUACAUCAGUGGGGCACUAACCCUGAAUGGCGUGCUGGACCGGGAAAACCCUCUCUAUAGCCACGGCUUCAUCCUGACGGUAAAGGGCACGGAGCUGUACGAUGACCGAACCCCGUCAGACGCUUCCUGUGUCACCACCUUCAACAUCCUUGUCAUCGACAUCAACGACAAUGCCCCCGAGUUCAACAGCUCCGAGUACAGUGUGGCCAUCACUGAGCUGGCCCAAGUGGGCUUCGCCCUCCCCCUCUUCAUCCAGGUGGUGGACAAGGACGAGGGCCUCAACAGCAUGUUUGAAGUCUAUCUGGUGGGCAACAACUCCCACCACUUCAUCGUCUCCCCCACUUCCAUCCAAGGGAAGGCUGACAUCCGAAUGCGGGUGGCCCAGCCACUGGACUACGAGACUGUCUCCCGUUAUGAUUUUGAUAUGUUUGCCAACGAGAGCGUGCCAGACCACGUAGGCUAUGCCAAAGUGAAGAUCACCCUUAUCAAUGAGAAUGACAACCGGCCCAUCUUCAGCCAGCCGCUGUACAACGUCAGCCUGUAUGAGAACGUAACCGUGGGGACGACGGUCCUGACCGUUCUGACAGAUGGUGUGAAACUGUAUUGA